Messenger RNA from Aspergillus luchuensis, 978 nucleotides. It is a transcript of the gene pmp47, whose product is annotated as putative peroxisomal membrane protein Pmp47. Lineage: Eukaryota; Fungi; Ascomycota; Eurotiomycetes; Eurotiales; Aspergillaceae. The record is from RefSeq and is a predicted model, not a curated record. The transcript has 3 exons. Gene Ontology annotation, molecular function: ADP transmembrane transporter activity; FAD transmembrane transporter activity; coenzyme A transmembrane transporter activity. The coding region runs from base 1 to 978 and encodes 325 amino acids. Gene Ontology annotation, cellular component: peroxisomal membrane.
AUGUCUCAGUCUAACAUUGAAGGGCAAAAGAAGGCCAUUGCAGUGUCUGCUGCGGUCCAGCAGAGUGACAACAUGGCACAUGCAUUGGCGGGCGCUGGAGGCGGUAUACUGUCAAUGCUCUUGACUUAUCCCCUGAUAACCCUCUCCACGAGAGCGCAAGUCGAAUCCAAGCGUGCCCAUUCCACGACGUACGACGCAAUACGCCGCAUCAUUCAACGAGAGGGGGUUUCUGGGCUCUAUUCCGGUCUUGAAUCUGCGCUCUUUGGCAUCAGCGUCACGAACUUCGUCUACUACUAUUGGUACGAAUGGACGCGUUCGGCUUUCGAAAAGGCGGCUGCGCGGGCGGGGCGCUCCUCAAAGAAGCUCACGACGGCGGAGUCAAUGAUCGCGGGCGCUAUCGCCGGGAGUGCGACGGUCCUGAUCACAAACCCUAUAUGGGUUGUAAACACUAGAAUGACAGCUCGCAAGUCCGAGUCGGAGCAAGAAACAUUGCCAGGGACUCCUCCCAAGAAGUCGCGGGCCUCUACAAUUAGUACAUUGUUGGACUUGCUCCGGCAAGAGGGGCCCAAGGCUCUCUUUGCUGGCGUUUUGCCAGCCCUCAUUCUGGUUAUCAACCCGAUUCUACAGUACACAAUCUUUGAACAGCUGAAGAAUAUUGUGGAGCGUCGUAGGCGUAUGACGCCAAAGGAUGCGUUCUAUCUUGGGGCGCUUGGUAAGAUACUGGCAACUUCGAUCACCUAUCCCUAUAUUACAGUGAAGAGCCGCAUGCAUGUCGCUAGUAAAGAUGGCCCUAAGGAGAGUCUGAACGGGAGCCUGAAGAGAAUCGUCAAGGAAGAGGGUUUUGUGGGCCUUUACAGAGGCAUUGGGCCAAAGGUCACACAGAGCGCCAUUACCGCAGCUUUCUUGUUUGGGUUCAAGGACGUUCUUUAUGACCUUAUGGUCUCUCUUCGUAAGAGGAACCGGGCAAUUUCCAAGUGA